Branchiostoma belcheri (Belcher's lancelet) is the source of this 1320-nucleotide messenger RNA. RefSeq names its product elongator complex protein 5-like. Lineage: Eukaryota; Metazoa; Chordata; Leptocardii; Amphioxiformes; Branchiostomatidae. Gene Ontology annotation, molecular function: tRNA binding. The record is from RefSeq and is a predicted model, not a curated record. The transcript has 9 exons. Gene Ontology annotation, cellular component: cytosol; nucleus; elongator holoenzyme complex. Gene Ontology annotation, biological process: tRNA wobble uridine modification. Bases 84 to 1049 code for a protein of 321 amino acids.
GAGACAUGUGGAUAAAUUCUUAGACAGGUUUUUAGAGGAAUUGAGCUGAAAACAAGGAAAUAGACCGUUUUAAAAGUGAAAGUAUGUUGCAACAAGUUCUUGAAGGGACAGAGACGUCAUCUCUCGUAGUUAUAGAAGACUGUGUGGAGCAUGACGGAAGACCAGUUUUCCACUGUUUCUGUUCAGAACUGGCUAAGAGGUGUGCGUCUGUGCACCUGUUCCACCUGGAGAAACCUGCAGACUGUUUCCUGGAAGGUGCCAACGUCUCCAAAAUCCACCUCCAUGACGGCUUCUCAGACCCCCUACUGUGGGAGGAACAGAACAGAGAUUCUUCAGAAGACAGAAUAGACUUAACCUCAGCCCCAGACUUCUUGGGGCAUGUGAAAAAGUUGUCUGUCAAAACUUCUCCAGUAGCUGUGGUGAUAGACUCCCUGACGCCCUACCUGCUGCACUGUCCAGGCUAUGUCAUCUGCAGGGCCCUCCACAGGCUGCUGAGAGCCAGGCUAGAUUCAGAUGGAGUAGAAAUCGCACUGGUUGUGGCUGGUUUCCAUGGAGAUCUCCAUGACGACAGCACGGCCGUUGCCCUGCGGCACAUGGCGACCACGUGGGUCCAGCUGCAGGAGGGGGCGGAGUCUCCCACGCGAAGCAGGGAGGGGGCGGAGUCUCCCACACAGGACAGGGCCUGUUUCCAUGGCACCUGUGAGGUCUUACACAGGAGGAAGUCUGGGAAGGUUAUAAGACAGGAUGAGGAGUAUCAUAUCUCUGCCCAGUGGAGUCUGACAUCACGGGUACAGAAGGCACCAGUCAGGCCUGCAGCACAGCCAGAUCAGGAGUCCCAGGUGGACCCAACUGCCAACUUGACCUUUAACCUCCGACUGACUGACACAGAGAAAGAGGCCAGGAGCAGGGUCGUGCUGCCGUACAUGCACCAUCAGAGGAAAAAGGCUCCAGACAAGCCGGCAGCGACUCCAGGUGGACAGAUUUUCUACCAGCCUGAUGACGUGGACGACUUUGAUGAGGAAGAUCCUGAUGAUGAUCUAGACUUCUGAUUGGCUGGUUCAAAUAUAAUACCGCACAGUGAUUGGUGCAUUUAAAUCAAGCUAAGUGUACUACAUGUAGUGUCCCAAGCAGUCUCACUAAAGUGCUGAAAGAAUUGUGAAAGUACAUCUGUGUAAUAUACUUUAAUAUAAACUUUACUACAGCAAAUAAGCUAGCUUUCUGCUUUACAGUAUGAAGUAAUGACACAAGAUAUGGAAAGGGAUACACUAUUUAUUAUCAUACUUUAUGUACAGGUUUCAGACUUGCUUUUAUAUGAACAUC